Molecule: messenger RNA, 768 nt
Organism: Phalaenopsis equestris
Lineage: Eukaryota; Viridiplantae; Streptophyta; Magnoliopsida; Asparagales; Orchidaceae
Exons: 3
Coding region: 1-768 (255 amino acids)
Molecular function (GO): glycosyltransferase activity
Source: RefSeq, a predicted model, not a curated record
AUGGAUGGAAGAAACAGGAAGCAGAGCAUAGCUAUUGCUGGCCAAAGCCUGCAAAACCACAUAUUUGACUGUAUGUAUCCUGCUCAUAUGGACAUUCCUGUGGCACAUAUCGUCGACCAGAGAACAAUUAAUAACAAGGAACUAGGCAUCGACACUACCAAGCCACCAUUUGGUUCCUCCAUGGAAACCUUCAGGGAGCUUAUAAGAUCAUCUUUAUCACUGAAAAAGAGAAGCAUCACAAAGAACUCAAAGAAGAAACCAAAGCUUCUGAUUCAACUAAGGAAAGGAUCAAGAGAGCUAGUUAACAGCAAAGAAGUAAUUUCCAUGGCCAAAAGCUUAGGAUUCAAGGUGGUAGUUUCAGGGCCAGAGGAAACAAAAAACAUUACAAGUUAUUCUGCAACUGUAAACUCUGCUGAUGCUCUACUUGGCAUUCAUGGAGCUGGUUUAACAAAUAUGGUGUUUCUUCCUCAAAGAGCAGCAAUGAUACAGAUUAUACCAUGGGGAGAUCUGAAGUGGGCUUGUAGAUUUUCAUAUGGAGAUCCGGCCAUUGGUAUGGGGUUGAAGUAUUUUGAGUAUGAGAUUAAGAAGGAGGAGAGUACGUUGAUUGAACAGUAUCCAAUGGAUCAUUUGGUGUUUACUAAUCCAAGUGAGAUACAUAAGCAAGGUUUCAAUAUGCUGUGGUAUUAUUUUCUUGAGAAGCAGAAGGUGAAGGUUGAUGUAAAGAGGUUGAGGCCAGUGUUAGUUGAGGUGUUGCAGUACCUUAAGUAG